GAAUUUAAAUAUCUAUGAGCACAGGGCAUUUCGAUGCUUGCAUGCAGCGAGCCGCCUUUCGUCAAGUUUGGAGAUAAAGUCGAUUAUUUUACAGUGAAAUCGCGUGGCAAGCCCUCUCCCAGAAGCCUUGACUCGACAGCAAGAUACCCGACACCCAGGAGACUGUUUAAUCAUUUACUUCCGAAGCGGCUAUGGAGUCCCUCAUUGAGCAUACCCGUUUUUGGGAUCGAGCACUUUACAUCGCCACCGGAUCUCUAGCAGCAAUUUCCAUAUUUUCGAUAGUCUACAGCUCACGUCCAACAAUACCGAGAAAAUACCAGGGACCCAUUCGUCGGCCCAUAGCCGCGAUCGACAACCAUCCUUAUCAUCAUGAAGCCAUUCCAGGGGGCCGUGAUGUGAACACGCCCUAUGGCCGUACCCGGGUCUACGAAUGGGGUCCCGAGCAUGGCCGCAAAGUCCUGUUCGUGCACGGUAUCAGCACACCCUGCAUCUCGAUGGCGGCAUUGGCAGCAAGAUUGGCCCGCCAAGGUUGUCGUGUGAUGCUUUUCGACCUUUACGGAAGAGGCUACUCAGAUGCUCCAGAUCCGCGGGUGUACCGUCAAGACACUGGACUUUACAGCGCCCAAAUAUUAUCGGCAUUGGCUACUUCGCGGGUUGACUGGAUGGCCGGUUUCACUCUCGUAGGCUACUCAUUAGGCGGCGGCAUUGCUGCAGCGUUCACGUAUCAUUAUCCGGCUCUUGUAGACUCACUGGUCUUGAUCGCGCCGAGCGGCGUCAUGCGACCCAGCCGUAUCAGCUGGAGUAGCAAGGUGCUAUAUGGAGGACUCUUACCCGACUGGUUGGUCUUUCCACUCGUGGCGUACCGUAUCAGAGGAGGGGUUGACGUGCCCACGCUACGUGCGCCGAAGAACUCCGGCGGGAAGAAGGGUCUUGACGUUGCAGACGCUGCCAGAGAAGAGGUUCCUGGAGGUCGGGUGUAUGACGAUGAUUCAGACAACAAGGCGGCUCUGUUCGAAAAUCGACCUCCACUGGACCUGAAUGCUAGUGUGAUUUGGCAAACAACAUCACAUCCUGGCUUCGUUCCCGCUUUCGUCUCGAGCAUUCGAUAUGCACCUAUCCACGAUGAAUACGAGAGAUGGCAGGUGAUUGGCAAGCGCUGUGAAAUGCAGCGUGCCGAGGAGGAUCAACCAGCCGAGUCGAGGGGUUUACUGGAAGGCAGAGUGCUGGUGUUGCUAGGCGCGCAAGAUAAGGUGACACUCGCGGAUGAGACCAUUGAGGAUGCUACUGCUGCGUUUGGACGAGGGAACGUCACCAUCCAGGUUCUUGAUGGCGGGCAUGAUCUACCGUCAGCGAACAGCGAUGCUUGUAUGCAGGCGAUCAUGGAGCACUGGGAAGGGAUCUAGAUGUGCGUGUCCAAUACGCCGCCGAGUCGUAAAUAUUGCAUCAGAAUUCAGCAUACGUAAAUAGUACAUUGAGCGACAUGCCAUAGAUCACCGGAGCUCUGUACCACGAAUAUGGUGCCUCGACAAUUGGUCAGCUUCGGAAGUUUGUUCAACUUGGAUCAAGCUUGGUCCACU
Molecule: messenger RNA, 1577 nt
Organism: Dissoconium aciculare CBS 342.82
Lineage: Eukaryota; Fungi; Ascomycota; Dothideomycetes; Mycosphaerellales; Dissoconiaceae
Product: alpha/beta-hydrolase
Exons: 2
Coding region: 192-1403 (403 amino acids)
Source: RefSeq, a predicted model, not a curated record